UUCAUUGAAGGCAGGAUCCCACCAGAAUUUGGAGCAAUGACAAACAUGGAGACAUUUGUUCUUUCAGGCAAUAAAUUGACAGGGACACUUCCCACCUCUUUAGGCGAUUGGUCCAAUCUACGCAUGCUCAAUCUCAACGGCAAUCGUUUCACAGGAACCAUCCCGAGGGCCUACAGCUUUCGAAGUCUCACAUCGCUGGACUUGGGCGAUAAUUUGCUUUAUGGUGAUGUUCCCGCAUCGCUUUUCAGCACCUCUAGUAAACUUGUAAAGCUCGUUCUGGCCAAGAAUAGUCUCCGGGGCACAUUCCCUGCUUCGCUUGGCGAGUUGUCAAGCCUAGAGACCUUGCAGGCGGCCGACAAUGAGUGGAAUCAAUUUCCCCUUGAAGUUACGCUAUUGUCUAGCUUGGUACAGCUAGAUUUGAGUGGAAAUGUAUUUGGUGGCUUGCUACCGCCACAAAUAGGGAAUCUCUCCAGUCUCCGUGAACUCUUCUUGAACGGCUGCAACUUUUCCGGUGGCAUCCCGCCGGAGUUGUCGAAUUUGACCAAUCUUGAACGCAUUUUGGAUUUGUCCGAUAAUUCGUUGCUCGGUACUAUUCCUUCUUCUCUCGGUAAUCUCGUCAAUCUUCGGCGACUAUUUCUACAGAACAACAAACUGUCGGGUGGUGUUCCGUCAACGUUUGCGAGCAUGACCAAUAUCAAAUCGAUUCGGUUGGAAAGUAACAGCUUGACCGGCACCGUGCCC
Messenger RNA from Phaeodactylum tricornutum CCAP 1055/1, 741 nucleotides. RefSeq lists its product with no specific name. The record is from RefSeq and is a predicted model, not a curated record. The annotation marks the transcript as partial. NCBI's taxonomy places the organism in Eukaryota, Bacillariophyta, Bacillariophyceae, Surirellales, Neidiaceae. Gene Ontology annotation, molecular function: protein binding. The transcript has a single exon.